This is a messenger RNA of Pseudophryne corroboree (corroboree frog), 1656 nucleotides long. RefSeq names its product IQ motif containing K (gene IQCK). The transcript is spliced from 9 exons. Gene Ontology annotation, molecular function: protein binding. Lineage: Eukaryota; Metazoa; Chordata; Amphibia; Anura; Myobatrachidae. The coding region runs from base 33 to 728 and encodes 231 amino acids. The record is from RefSeq and is a predicted model, not a curated record.
CCUGGGUAACAGGUCUCUGUAUACGCGUUACUAUGACACCCGGCACUCGCCAGGCAAUGGCUGCUGCGGGGUGCACUGGGGAUGCGGUGCCCGGGAGCCUGUGGCACCAGAUCUGUGAAGAAUAUGAACUGGAACAACCAUCUUUACCUGUGAGUUUAAAAGCAAGAGGAAAACCAGCGAUACGAGAGAAAGUUAAACAGCACUUAAACGUUGAUGAAUCUGAUGCUAAGAUAUCAUCUUCCACACAACGGCCUGAUCCAAAGACGUGUUCACCUCAGAAAUAUUUGGAAAACUACAUAUUUCCCGUGUUAUUACCAGCAAUGGCUGAAAUGCUGGUUGAGGCAGAGAAAGAAAAAUGCUUUUUGAAAAAAAGGACAAAAUUCAUUGCAUGUGACUUUCUCACCCAGUGGCUUUACAAUCAAAAUCCAAUAAGGAAAAAUCCACAGUGUAAAGACUUCAUUGAGAUUCCAUUUGUUCAUGAAUGGCUGAAGGAGCAUCCAAGACCACCCAUUCCACUAUCUCUACUACUAUCAGAUGAGGAGGCAGCGACACUGAUACAGUCAUUUUGGAAAGGGUAUCGGGUGCGUUGUGAUCCAGAAGUCCAAGAAUUACGCCAGUGGCAAAAAAAUCUCAGAGAGUCUAAGGAUAUUUCUAAAAAAGUGCAAGAAUUCUGGGACAAACAAGAAAGUAAAGUGGAAAUGGAAUUCAAGGAUCUGGAGGACAAAUGACUCCAAAUUAUGCUGAUGUUUUAUUAAAGUGUUCUCACAAACUCCACGAAUAUAGUAACUUAAGGCAGCAUUACCACCUAGUAACAUUAAUUACUAAGGUGCCCCUACCAGGGCCAUCAUAACAUAUAGGCACACUGGGAAGAUGCCCAGGGACCCACGAUUCUAGGGGCCUUUCAGCAGAGGUGGGCUGGGUCGGCAUUCCAUACCUGUCUCCCAGGCUGCAACAAGUAACCGAAUGGUGUCUGCUUAAUGACUGGUGGAUGGCUGGCGCUAUCCACCAAUCAGACUGCAGUACUCUCUGGCUGUCAGUUUGCUGAUUGGUAGAUGGUUGGAGCUAUCCAGCAAUCAGAGUGCUGACGGCCAUUCACUGUAUGGAAGCAUAUGGAGAGUCAGUUCAGGACCAGAGGAGGGGUAAGUUAUGAUUUUUAAAAAUGUAUUCCAGUAAAUAGGUGGGUAGGGGCCCCAGUGCAUUACUUUGCCCAGGACCUUCAAUGCUAUUAAGACAGCCCUGGCCCCUCCACCAAACCGAAACCCUGGGCCUUUAUCCCCACAGCUUCUCCGUUUCUCAUACAGCCUUAGGAAAAAGAUGGAAGGAGGACCAAUCACAUUAUUAUAGUACUCUAGAACUGGCAGAGCAUCGAGGAAAACAGCUGCGGCAGAUAGCCUGAUGGGCGCCAUCUCUGACUAGGAGGGGUACCUUAGUAAAAUAUUACCCUAGGUGGUAGUGCAGCUUGUAAGAGAAAGUACCUGUUUACUUAGAAUGUUAUGAUGUAUUAUUACUUUAGAAAUGUACAUAUGGUAAUUGACAUAGAAAAUGCAAAAUGUAUUAGUCUAUAAAGGGAUAUUCACCACAAAGAGAAUAAAUGGUAAAGUCUUUAUUUUCUGUUAACAGCAUAUUGAAAAUAAAACAUUUCCCAUGCUAUACAAA